This is a messenger RNA of Pristis pectinata (smalltooth sawfish), 4702 nucleotides long. RefSeq names its product ecto-ADP-ribosyltransferase 5-like. The transcript has 3 exons. The record is from RefSeq and is a predicted model, not a curated record. NCBI's taxonomy places the organism in Eukaryota, Metazoa, Chordata, Chondrichthyes, Rhinopristiformes, Pristidae. Bases 605 to 1471 code for a protein of 288 amino acids. Gene Ontology annotation, molecular function: NAD+-protein-arginine ADP-ribosyltransferase activity; NAD+ poly-ADP-ribosyltransferase activity.
CAGGGAGCAUGUAGCAGGAACCAAAUGAUCGGCGCUGAGAGCUGCAAGCGUGCCGUUCGGGUUUAUAAAGAGCCGUUUCUCUCCAAGGCAACUUAAGUUUAGUUUUGCAAAGUCUUCACCAAACCACCCACCCACCCAGCCGUGAAAGAAUGUUUACGGGGUUUUCUUUGGGUGUCAGUACAUACAGAAGAGAGAGAGAAUGGAGGAAAAGGGCAGAAAGAGAUCGAAGUAGUGAGAACGUAAGAGGAGAAGGGAAAAGAAGGCGAAAAGUGAGAAAAUAAAUUUAAAAUUAAACCAAGGCUUCGCGGGAUAUCGAUCAGACAGAAAGGUGGGCGGAGCGUUGGAGAUGGAAGUCAGUCCCGAUCGGUGCGGGGCUUUGCAUUUCGGGAAGUUAUCUGGGAAUGGACAUAACCAGUGAACCAUGAAGUCACAACAUCGCAAGAAAUGUACAGCAGAGAGACGGGCCUUUACGACCUACCGUGAGUGACACGGGAGCCUGCAACCGACCAGCAAAACUACAGUUUCACCGGGUGCACUGUUGGAGAAAGGACAAUCACAUCGCAGCCCUUUCAGCAAGGAGGAACUAGUUCUUACUUCACCGAGAAUGGAAACAAAACAAAUGUGUUCCUGCCUUCUGAUCCUUGUUAUUAUGCUCUACCCUUUCUCUGUAGAGCAGAGCCCCAUAGACGCCAUCCAGCUGGGCAUGGUGGAGAACUCAGCCGCCUACAUCUUCACCCAGAGCGAGGCCUCCGACCGGUUGGCCAUCGGCUACCUGGUGGAGGAGAGGAGGAUGAACCAUUUACUUGACCAAGUGUGGCUGUGCGCACUGAAGAACAGGGGGUACGCCCCAGUCCCCCAGGGGCUGCGAACGGAGCACAUGUUGGCUGUCUUCGCCUACACGGAGAGCAAAUGCAACAACUUCUACAGCGUGUUCAACCGGGCGGUCAGGUCGUACGGAACCAACGACGAGGUCUACGCGGAGAAAUUCCCAUUCAAGAGCUUCCAUUAUCUUCUGUCGGUUGCCCUCCAUAGACUGAGAGGUAUCUCGGCCAGUGAGCCGGAGACGACCUACAGAGGGAUGGGGAGGCUGGUCGUGGGCCAGAAGGGAUUGAACAUGAGAUUCGGCUACUUCGCCUCUUCCUCUCUGGAUAUAAACAUCGCCAUGAAAUUCUCCAACAGAACUUUCUUCGAAAUCAGCUCUCAGCUGGGCGCACCGAUCCAAAAAUACUCGCGUUACCCGGAGGAGAAGGAGGUGUUGAUACCACCCUACGAAGUGUUUAUUGUCACCGAGUCCUUCACCAGUAACGGAAAGGCCAACAUUUCUCUCAAGGGGGUGGGGAUGACCGGGAUCCCGGUGAAAGUAGAGCGGGGCAAGCGCGGCGAGAUGAGGGUGAUGCGGAGUGAGGGGGCCGCAGUGUCCGCAAUGGCAGGGUUGUGCGUCCUGGCGUUUCUGGGUCCCAUUUCUUUGUAAAGCAGCGGCAAAACGAUUACACCUCCUUAUCAUCACCUCGUCAGCUCUCCUGCAGAAAGACCUACCUGUACUUUAGGUAAAGGGAUCCUCCGACCCUGAAUCGGAAAAUAGAUAUUGAACAGAGAGGAGGGCAUGAGGCGGGACCGACCAAGUAUCUGCAUUAGAAGAACCCCUCUGGGCUAAAUCGUCCAAUAACCUCUUUCUACAACGUCCAAGGUUUUACAGUCACGGAAUCGUAGAUUUGUAGCGCACACGCAGGCCCUUCGGCCCCUCACGUCAAAGCCCACGAAAUUGCCUGUCUACACUGAUCGUAUUCCCCGCUCCGGUUCAGGAGGCCGUAAGUAACCUCGAGGACCAGCGAGUUAUCUCGUCCCGGGAAACCUGCCAUUCGACGGCACCAACAUCCAACGCUCCAUCUUUAUGUCGAUCGCCCCAUCCUCCGUCCGUUUCGUCUCUCCUCCUGAUCUGCCCAGUUCCACCGCACCAGACAACCCAUCACCCUGUUUCCCUCCCCUUCCUCCACGCACCCUGUCAGCGCAUCAACGGCACACUCCUCCCUCUGGGUCCCCUCCCUGCCACUGUUCCCUCCUGCCCCCUCCCCGCCUGCCUUAUUCGUUUUCCACACUCAACCCUCCUCUCCUAUCAGACUGCACCACCGGAAGCCCUCUGUCCCCUCCACCUCUCACCUCUCCGCUCUCUUCUCCCCUCGCUCCCUUCACUCCUCUCUCCACUUCCUCCCUUCUCUCCCUCUCCACCCUCCCUCUUCUCCUUUCCCUCCUGUCUCCCCCUCCCUUCUCCCCUCCCUCUCUUUUCCCUCCCUCUCUCCUCUCCCUCCCGUCUCCCCUCCCUCCCUUCUGCACUCAGGGACUCGCCCGGAAACGUCGAAAUUCCAUUCCCCCCCCCACGGAUGCUACCUGACCGGCUGAGUGCCUCCAACCCCCUACAAUCCUCUUCACUCUACUCACAAGACAGCGGAGUCCUUCCCACCCAGUUCUAUUUCUGCAGAUGCCUCACAGGAAUGUUGGUGUACAUUUGAGAAUCCUUAGUCCUAGUUAGAAUACCUGCUCUCCAGGAGAAAUGUUAUAUUCGGUAAAAGAAAAAAGAAUAUCCUCAGUGAUCAGUUCUCAAAAUUGCUGUUAAAUACACUCUGGUUUUGUGAGCACACUGAACACUUGACCAUUGUAAACACAAUGUAAUACCAACUUGUCUGUUGAGUUCAUAGAUUAUAGAACUGUACAGCAGAAAAACAAGACCCUUUUGGCCCGCAUUGUCCAUGCCAACGACUUAGCCUUAUCGACCUUAACCUCAUUUGCCCGCAUUAGACUCAUAUCCGUCUCUGCCUUUUGUACACAAGCACCUGUCCAAAUACUUGUUAAACGUUCCAGUUGUGUCAAUCCCCACCACCUUCUCUGGCAUCCCAUUCAGUGUAUGAAAAUUUUAUGCCCGAGACAUUUAAAUUUCUCCCCCUCACAUUAAACCUGUGCCUUAUCGUCCUAGACUCCCCUGCCUGACUAUCCACGCUACUUAUUCCCUUCACAAUUUAUUCCUUUUUUUCUAACCGCUGCCACAUCUCCUCCAGGUUCUAACUUCAUUUGUAACCCCCUAUCACGCCCACACCGCACCCGCCCCUCCCGCCUUUGACUCCUGGGAUAUCAGGUCUGGCCGAUUGUUGCCCUGCCCAUUAUACAGGGCAAGGACAGUCAGGCUGCCUGGAGGAGAGGAGGGAGGGAGGGACGAAGGAGUGGCUCUCGGACGUCGGUGUGGCUGGGUGGGUGGAGAGGAGACAGAAGCAAAGUCAACCCUGUCUUUCCCUAGUCAGUGGCCGGGCGAAGAUUGCGUGUCGUGUAACGGGGUGGACGAGUGGUGCCUCUGAAGCGCAGGCAGCCGGAAGGCGGUCGGAGUGAGAAGGCUCCCUCCUCCUGAUCUACCCAAUUCCUCGUACACUGACCCCAGACCCCUCUCCGUCACACUCUUUGCCCUUCCUCCAUCCACUCCGUCUGCUCAACACCAACACACACCUCCCACGAGGCUCCCCUCCCUCCCUCUGCCCUCACUUGCCCCACGCCACCUCCCUUAUUCGGUUCCAUCCUCCUCCUUCCUCUCCAGUCAGAUCCCACCAUCAGUAGCUGUUCUUCGCCUCCACCUAUCACCUCCAAGCUCUUGUCUCCAUAUCCAGUCUCCCCUCCUCCAUCUUCCCAUCAAUAACCCACACAUGCGCCCACGCAUCACUCGCCAGCCUUUGCUCUACCCCUGCACCUUCACCUCUUCAACCUGUCGAUCUCCCCUCUUUUCGUCCAGGCCAAGGGUCUAGUCCCGAAAGGGUCGCGUCCAUUUCCCUUCACGGAUGCUGUCUGACCUGCUGAGUUCCUCCAGCGUCUUGGCCAGCAUGUCUCCGUAUCCUCUGAUGCCCAUCCACCUGGAUCGCAGCCCCUGCAUGAGGACCGUGAGGCUAAAAGCAAACGAUAAGAGCAGCACCUCAUAUAACCCCUGGGUAGUUUCCCCUCCUAGGGCCUAUUUCAGUGCCCCCCAACUGUCUCUGAAACGUAACAAAGUAACAACGCGUAGAAACAGGAGCGUAAAUCACCAGCGCCUCUUACUUCCUCAGGAGGCUAAAGAAAUUUGGUUUGUCCCCUUUUGACUCUCACCAACUUUUACCGAUGCACCAUAGAAAGCAUCCUAUCUGGAUGUAUCACGGCUUGGUACGGCAACUGCUCUGCCCAAGACCGCAAGAAGCUUCAGAGAGUUGUGGACACAGCCCAGCGCAUCAGGAAACACCAGCCUCCCUUCUUUGGACUCCGUCUUUACCUCUCGUUGUCUUGGUGUAGCAGCCGGAAUAAUCAAAGACGCCACCCACCCGGGACAUUCUCUCUUCUCCCCUCUCCCAUCGGGUAGAAGGUACAGGAGCCUGAGGGCACGGACCACCAGACUAAAAGACAGCUUCAACCCCACUGUGAUAAGACUAUUGAACGGUUCCCUUAUACAAUGAGAUGGACUAUGACCUCACGAUCUACCUUGUUGUGACCUUGCACCUUAUUGCACUGCACUGCAUUUUUUCUGUAGUUGUGACACUUUGUACUGUUAUUGUUUUUACUUGUACUACACCAAUGCACUUUGUACUAACUCAAUGUAACUGCAUUGUGUAAUGAAUUGACCUGUACGAUCGGUAUGCAAGACACGUUUUUCACUGUACCUUGGUACAAGUGACGAUAAUAAACCAAUACCAACAUCAAA